Messenger RNA from Rotaria socialis, 645 nucleotides. NCBI's taxonomy places the organism in Eukaryota, Metazoa, Rotifera, Eurotatoria, Philodinida, Philodinidae. The record is from the annotation of a GenBank genome assembly.
AUGAUAAAUACGAUUGCAAAACAAACCAAACAAACAUCGGCAAAUGAUGAUCGUGCCUCUGAAUGUUCAUCAACAACUAGUUCUAAACCACCUAUAUACCCUUUAACACCAACAGGCCAAGGGCGGCAUGGCUAUUCAACAAUUGGUUUAAAACAACGUGACCUGCGAGCGAAACUGCACAAAACACGAUAUGCACAAUCAUUAAGACAAACAAAUACAUCACCAACAAUGUCAGAUUCUCCAUCAUCACGACGUACACCCACAUUAUCACCACACCGGCCACCGCUAUCCAUGCCAAUGCCACCAAGCAAAAAGGAUGAGCCGAAUAGCGAACGAAGAAAUUAUGAUGACGAUGAAAAUGAUUCACUUUUUAGUGAACUACGUAUGAGUUCAGUACCAAAUAGUAAUUUUAGUCAAAGUGAUGCAAGAUUACCACCACCUGUACCGUCGAAUAUUACAAACAGAGUUCCGGAAUCAAAACUAAAUGGAAAAAAAAAUUCUAAUUUACCAUCAACAACCACUCUAUCACUAGAAGAGCAUCGAGUACAAGAAUCACUGGAUCGACUUGACCGACAAUUGAAAGAAGUUCAAUCAAAAGUUCGAUCUAAUUCUAAUUCAAGAGUACAAAAAAAUCAAAAACGAUAA